CAUCAGUGUCAAUAACCUCUUGCAUCGCGUGUGUGUGUGUGUUGGUCCUUAUGGGUGUGGUACCAUAAGUUCCUUCCUCGUCUCUUCAAUAGAGUAGUGCAGAUGUGUUCUAUCAGCCCACACAGGGGAUGGCCUUCCACACAGCAUCACUACCAACAGUAUCUCUGCACAUGUGGGUUGUGAGACAGCAGAGCUCCACUGGAGAGAGUGUGUUAGCCUGAGUCUGAGCCCUGAGCCUACUGCAGGAGUUCUACACGCAUCCAAGUCUUGCCUUGUCCAGCCCAAUCCAGCCAUUUCUGACCUGCCAAGCCCAGUCGAACCCAGCACAGCCCAAUCAAGCUCUUCACAACCCAGCCAUGGAUGCCCUGUCCUCCCUGAGCUCCUCAACCUCCUGCCCCUACCUGUACCUCUGGAGUAGCAACAUCACCAACAACGGCAGUAGAAGCAGUAUUAGCAACAAUGUGAUCCUGGAGCACUACAACCACACAGGGCGCCUGCAGCACCGCGGGCCCCGCCAAGGUGGCCUGAGCUUGGGCGCGACCCUCUCCCUCUUCAUCAGCAUCCUCAUCAUCUUGGAGAACCUGCUGGUCCUGGUGGCCGUGCUCUCCAGGAUCCGCAACAGCCACCGCUGGGUCUACGUGUGCAUCGCCAACAUCACCCUGAGCGACCUGCUGGCCGGGGCGGCCUACGUGGUCAACAUCUGCAUGUCUGGCAGCCAGACGUUCAGACUGAGCCCAGCUCUGUGGCUGUUCAGGGAAGGGGUGAUGUUUGUGGCCUUGGCUGCCUCUAUCUUCAGCCUGCUGCUGAUAGCAGUGGAGCGCUACACCGCUAUGAUGAAGCCGCUGCACCAAAAGUCAGCCAGGAAGACAUGUCGUAUCUACGGCCUGGUGGCGCUGUGCUGGAUCCUAGCCUUCGCCAUCGGCUUCCUCCCCUUGCUGGGAUGGAACUGCGUGUGCAGCCUGGAGAGCUGCUCCACCCUGCUGCCGCUCUACUCCAAGAGCUACAUCUUCUUCUCUCUGCUCAUCUUCUCCCUCAUCCUGCUGGCCAUUGGCGUGCUCUACGGCGCCAUCUACUGCCACGUCCGCAGCAGCGCCAAGGUGGGAUCCCAGCGCAGCCGCAAGCGAUCCCUGGGGCUCCUGAAGACGGUAAUCUCCAUCGUGGGUGUGUUCAUCAUGUGCUGGGGCCCUCUGUUCGCCCUGCUGCUGCUGGAUUUUUUCUGUGUGUCGCGGCAGUGCGCGCCGCUCUUCAGUGCCGACUGGGUCAUUGCUCUGGCCGUGCUCAACUCUGCUCUGAACCCUGUCAUCUAUGCCCUGGGCAGCACAGAGCUGAGGAAGGCCAUCGCAGGGCUGCUGUGCUGCUGCUGCCUCAGGGCAGGCCUCUGUCACCCUGAUGCCUUCGUGUCCAAGGAGACCAGCAGCACGGGGAGCACCAGGCAUAGUAGCCUGAGGAACAGUUUCAAUAAGGUCAGGAGUUUCAGUAUCAGCCCCCCACCUGCACCCAAGGCCCCCAAGAAGAGCCGCCGCCUCAGCUCCACCACCAGCUGCCUGUCUGUGUCGAGCGGUUAGACCACAAAGGGCUGCCUGGGGCAGGCGUAGAUGCAAAAGAGAGCUCUCUUUGUGUGUGGUGUGUGUGUGGUAGGUGUGGGUCUGUGUGCGGGUGUUGGAAUUUAGAAAAAGCCCGCUAGCCCAAGGCUAGCAUUUUUCAAAACAGGGCAGUAGAAAAUGUAUCUCAUUGGCACAACCAUGAUACAACUAUGAAGAUACAGCCUUGUUACAGCCUAGAUACAACCAUGAUACAGCCAUGAUACAGCCAUGAUGAAACUAUAAAGAAACAGCCUUGAUACAGCCUUGAUACAGCCUUGAUACAACCAUGAUACAACUAUGAAGAUACAGCCUUGAUGCAGCCUUGAUGCCACCAUGAUACAACUAUGAAGAUACAGCCUUGUUACAGCCUAGAUACAACCAUGAUACAGCCAUGAUACAGCCAUGAUGAAACUAUAAAGAAAUAGCCUUGAUACAGCCUUGAUACAACCAUGAUACAACUAUGAAGAUACGGCCUUGAUGCAGCCUUGAUACCACCAUGAUACAACUUUGAAGAUACAGCCUUGAUACAGCCAUGAUACAACCAUGAUACAACCAUGAUACAGCCUUGAUACAGCCUAGUUACAGCCUUGAUACAACUAUGAAGAUACAGCCUUGAUACAGCCAUAAUACAACCAUGAUACAGCUUUGAUACAAGGCUAACGGUUUUCUCUGUUAUUAGUUUUGUUCAUUUUUUUGCCUUGUCAUCAGAUCUGGACCUAGCACAUGCUGAUGAAAGUUAAUUUUAUGUUAUGCAUUACAAAAAAAACUUUUGUUCAAGAUUUCUUAUAAAAGAAGCAUUAUAGAAGCUUUAUUUUGUUUCACUGUUUGAGCCUCAAAACAGAUGACCUGUUGCUGUCAUUGAGGUCUAUAUGCUGUGUGCACUUUUUCAGGGCUUUCAUUCUACUACUAGAACUGAGAUUUAAAAAGAAAUGUUUGUUUUUAGAUCUUUUUGAGAAUACAAUAAGAUUUAUACAUAGAUACAAAGACAUACAUUACAUGACCAAAAGUAUGUGGACACCUGCUCGCAAUGCCGACGCUUGGCAUUGCGCGUGGUGAUCUUAGGCUUUUGUGCAGCUGCUCGGCCAUGGAAACCCAUUUCAUGAAGCUCCCGAUGAACAGUUCUUGUGCUGACAUUGCUUUCAGAGGCAGUUUGGAACUCGUAGUGAGGUAUUGCAACCAAGGACAGAUGAUUUUUAAACGCUACACGCUUCAACACUCGGUGGUCCUAUUCUGUGGACUUGUGUGGCCUACCACUUAGCGGCUGAGCCGUUGUUGCUCUUAGAAAUUUCCACUUCACAAUAACAGCACUUAUAGUUGACCGGGGCAGCUCUAGCACUGUCUUGUUGGAAAGGUGGCAUCCUUUGACAGUGCCACGUUGAAAGUCACUGAGCUCUUCAGUAAGGCCAUGCUACUGCCAAUGUUUGUCUAUGGAGAUUGCAUGGCUGUGUGCUUGAUUUUAUACACCUGUCAGGAACGGGUGUGGCUGAAAUAGCCAAAUCCACUAAUUUGAAGGCGUGUCCACAUACUUUUGUAUAUAUAGUGUAUGUAUUGUACACAACUGUAGAGUUUUAUUCAUUUUUUUGAUGGUCACAGUACAUUUUAUUUCUAAAAAGUUUUUCAUUGUAAGAAUAAACAUUUGUUGAAGGCUUUAAUAUUGCUGGUUCAGUGUAGGAGGAUGAUUUUGCUGUUAUCUUGAAAAUGUAAAAUGUAUAAAUAAAUGUUUUUAAAUAAUAUAA
Molecule: messenger RNA, 3319 nt
Organism: Salmo salar (Atlantic salmon)
Lineage: Eukaryota; Metazoa; Chordata; Actinopteri; Salmoniformes; Salmonidae
Product: sphingosine 1-phosphate receptor 4
Biological process (GO): G protein-coupled receptor signaling pathway
Cellular component (GO): membrane
Molecular function (GO): sphingosine-1-phosphate receptor activity
Source: RefSeq, a predicted model, not a curated record